AAUCGCUUCUAAAAUCAUUUCAUGUAAACAGCGUAUUAAAAGAAGCAAUGAAAUGAUUACGGAAUAAUAUUUGACUUUACUGGAAAUUAGCUUUUAAAUGCCACACUGACAUUGUAAUAGAUUGUUGGUAGUUGUAGAUUGGAAAAUGCAUUUCUUGAAACCGCGAAUAAGCCGUUAUUUGCAGAAAUCCAAAAAAUUUUCAUUCAAAGCGCGUGUUGGUGUGGUUUUCAAAGGAAAUUGCCGAGUUUUCGCAUUCGUAUGCGUUUGUCAUCUCAAAAUUAAUACAAAAUUUCCGAUUUCGUGUCCGAUUUUUUGGAAAUUUUUAUUCCAGAAACGGUGACCAUGUAUGCCGCUGUGAGACCGCUCUCCAAAUAUUUGCAAUUUAAAUCAGUCCGCAUAUACGAUGUGGUAUUCACAUUGCAUUCCAAGUGCACAGUGGUCCUCUUGUUGACUUGCUCAUUUCUGUUAUCGGCCAAGCAAUAUUUCGGUGAACCCAUACAAUGUAUGGGCGAGCGCAUGUACGGUGAAUUUGUUAACUCAUUUUGCUGGACAAUGGGCACAUAUGUUUUCAAUGUGUACGAUGUGCGAGAUCGUAUUCCACAUGGGAAUAAACUGCUAAGUACACAGACUGGAGAUGAUGCAUCUCCUUACAUAGCAGAAGGAAUUAUCGCUGAGGUACCCGGAGUCACAGAGCGUGUAUAUUUGCGCUACUAUCAAUGGGUCAUAAUGUUGUUGUUGCUGCAGUCUGCCAUCUUCUAUUUUCCAUCCUUCCUGUGGAAGAUUUGGGAGGGUCAACGUCUAAAGCAGCUAUGCUACGAAGCUGGUCAUGCAUUGGUACCGGAAAGUAUUUAUGUGGACCGCCUUAAGCUUUUGGUCGAUUAUUUUUCAACGGACUAUAAAGAUAUACACUUCUGUUACAUGGUAAAAUGCUUAUCAUGUGAAGUACUAAAUUUUAUAAUCAGCGUAAUCAACAUUUUGUUGCUCAACGUAUUUUUAAAUGACUUUUGGACAAAAUACAUUGAGGCUUUAUCUGCUAUACCACGUUAUGAUUGGGAUAAUUGGAAUCGCAUUACUUCGCGAAUUUUUCCGAAACUGGCAAAAUGUGACUACUAUUCAGUUGGUCCUGGUGGAUCUCAUAACAAGCGCGAUGUUUUAUGUAUUCUACCGUUGAAUAUAUUAAAUGAGAAAAUCUUUGCUUUCCUCUGGUGCUGGUUCAUCAUAAUGGCUAUAAUUGCUGGGUUAAAUUUGUUCUAUCGUUUAUUUCUCAUAUCCAGCAGGACCUUUCGUAUGAAAAUGAUCAGCACACAAUUGCGCCCAAUGUCUUCAACACAGGUGCAGCUAGCUCUUGAGAAUAUGACCUUCGGCGAUUGGUUUUUGUUAUUUAAGGUUAGCGUAAAUAUUAAUCCAAUGCUAUUUCGAGAUAUCAUACAAGAAUUAUACGAAAAACGACAGCUGAGAAAUAAUUUGAAACCAGUUUAAAUGGAUCAAUGUAAAAUGCGCUAAAGUUGACCUAAUAUUUUGCUCUAGUCGUUAAGUAAGAAACUGCCUUAAAAAUUGUAACUACGAAAAAGAAACUAUUGGAUGUAUUUUUCAGUUUCUCAAGAUGUUUUACAGAAUAAUACUCAACUUGAUAUUGAUUGUCACGUUACAAUAAUGAAAAUUAGUUGACUGAAUUUCUAUGUUGUACAAAAAAGUUAUCAUUAAAAAUAUGUAUCUUACUAAUAUUAGCUUACACCGAUAUGGAUAAAUGAAUUUGCUUUUGUGAUUAAUAAACUUAGUGCCACCUGAAGCGCACAGAAUAGGUACAUACAUCAAGAACGAUGUAUGUAUGUAGGCGCGCAUUUAGCUUUGUUUGGUACUUAUUGAAUUACAUAUAUAGUUUUUUUUUUACUAUCUAAAAAAUGAUAAAAUAAAUUAAAAUAAGAGAUUUCUUAACCAAACUAAUUUAAAUAUGAACUUUUCUUUUCUAUUUUUGUUUACUAAUUCUAUGUACAUAAAUAUGUAUGUAUCCACGUAAUGUAAAA
Molecule: messenger RNA, 2024 nt
Organism: Rhagoletis pomonella (apple maggot)
Lineage: Eukaryota; Metazoa; Arthropoda; Insecta; Diptera; Tephritidae
Gene: zpg
Product: innexin inx5
Biological process (GO): phototransduction
Cellular component (GO): gap junction; plasma membrane
Molecular function (GO): gap junction channel activity
Source: RefSeq, a predicted model, not a curated record